Aspergillus homomorphus CBS 101889 is the source of this 481-nucleotide messenger RNA. RefSeq lists its product as uncharacterized. The record is from RefSeq and is a predicted model, not a curated record. NCBI's taxonomy places the organism in Eukaryota, Fungi, Ascomycota, Eurotiomycetes, Eurotiales, Aspergillaceae. The coding region runs from base 139 to 399 and encodes 86 amino acids. The transcript has a single exon.
GGCGCAAGUGACAUCAGCAACCGAUGCAGCGAGUCACGGUCAGGUCACAGAAAUUGCAUUGGUUUGAGGAGCCAGGCUUCUUCUUUCUCUGAACCAGAUCCGAGUUGGCUGGCGGUCGCUGCAGCACCGCCUUUUCCAAUGUCUAAUCAACAAUACACGUAUGCUGAUUCAUCUGAGCUCGAAAGUAGCCGUGAAGAGUGGAAAUCCCCAUCAACUAAUCAUUCGAAGCAAGAGUUAGCGCACUCUGAACCUAGCUCUCACCCUUGGGCGAUACUGUCCCAGGAUAGACAAGUUUCAGCAUCAGUGGAACAACCCCUUCCACAUGAUGAGAAAGAAGCGUCCCACACGGACAGCAUUCGAAAUUCGAUAUUCAGGAUUGAUCCAUGUCCUAUACUUUGAUUGGUUCAAGAAUUUCGAGCAUGUUUACCUUGUUGUUCCGGAAUUGUGAGUGUCCACUGGUCAAAUCUUCCACAGACCACAC